AUGGGUGAAGUCAGGGUGCAGCGUGCACAGAACCCCAGUCCAUCGCAGGACGAAGACAGUCCCACCUAUGGACAGUUUUCAGGACGGCCAGACUGGCGGCUGGCGCGAGACCGGAGCUGCGGUGUGGCACGUGGCGCCGCUGUCCGGUUCCAGCUGCUGGCUGAAGUGGGCAAAGGCAGCUACGGGAAAGUGUUCAAGGCCCGGGAGGUGGGCGGCGAACAGCGCCUCCUGGCGGUGAAGAAGUUCAACAUCCGCGGAGACACGUCCGAGACCGGGAUCCCCCCCUUCGUCCUCCGGGAGGUGGCGCUGCUGCGCAAGAUGCGGGAGUUCAACCACCCCAACAUCGUCAGACUGCUGGACACCUCCGUGGUUCAACUGGGCCGGAUUCUGGACCUCACCCUGGUGCUGGAGUACGUCGACCAGGACUUGUCCGCCUACAUCUCUAAAGCGCCCGCCUCCGGACUCGGCCGGGACGCCAUCAAGGACGUGACGCUGCAGCUGCUGCGGGGGCUGGACUUCCUCCACGCCAACCUGGUGCUGCACCGCGACCUGAAGCCCGAGAACGUGCUGGUCAGCAGCCGGGGGGAGGUCAAGAUCGCCGACUUCGGACUGGCUCGGAUCUACGGCUUCAACGUCGCUCUCACCCCAGGGGUGGUGACUCUGUGGUACCGGGCCCCGGAGGUGCUGCUGAACUCGGUUUACUCGUCCUCGGUGGACAUGUGGAGCGUCGGCUGCAUCUUCGCUGAGCUCUUCCUCCUGAGGCCGCUGUUCCGGGGAUACACCGAGAUCCAGCAGCUGCAGAGGAUCUUCGAGGUGAUCGGGUUGCCCAGCGAGGAGGACUGGCCCCGGGACAGCCCCGUCUCCUACUCGCCCUCCUGGGGGCCGAAGGCCAGCAACCUGCUGCCCAACCUGCUGCCAGACGAGAACGACCUGCUGUCUCAAUGCUUGGCGUUCAGACCCAGCCACCGCAUCUCCGCCGCCAACGCCCUGACCCAUCCCUUCUUCCUGAAGCUCUGAGGAUCGAAGAGGAGAAAAACGAAUCCGCUGCUGCGAGUCUCCAGCCUGCUCUCAGCCUCGUUAACCACAACAUUCCCUCCGCUUUCUUUUCUUUUCUUUUCUUUUUUUGUGACUGGCUUUGAGAACUUGUCGCCACCAUCAUGAGGUUUGAUGUUCUCAUCACUAAAACAGUCUUAAAGAGCGGCUGGUAUGGCACAAAAACCUUAUUGUUUGUUAAACAACUUUGUUGUGUUUGUGUCUGAUUUAAAAAGUGUGUAUUUCCAGUGUCCUGCAGUUAUCGUUGUUGGUUUCCUUUGAAUGUUGAGAUUGAGUUUUUCUGAAGGACUUGAAAAAAGAAACAACACUGAGC
Molecule: messenger RNA, 1366 nt
Organism: Salarias fasciatus (jewelled blenny)
Lineage: Eukaryota; Metazoa; Chordata; Actinopteri; Blenniiformes; Blenniidae
Gene: cdk21
Product: cyclin-dependent kinase 21
Exons: 9
Coding region: 1-1017 (338 amino acids)
Biological process (GO): signal transduction; regulation of gene expression; G1/S transition of mitotic cell cycle
Cellular component (GO): nucleus; cyclin-dependent protein kinase holoenzyme complex; cytoplasm
Molecular function (GO): cyclin-dependent protein serine/threonine kinase activity; cyclin binding; ATP binding
Source: RefSeq, a predicted model, not a curated record